AUGCCUGGUAUCCUCCCGAUGAAGGUAAUCAGAGUGGGCGGCAGCCAAAGCCGAAUCGCCCAAGCCUGCGAUCGUUGUCGAAGUAAAAAAAUCCGCUGCGAUGGUAUUCGCCCCUGCUGCACGCAAUGCGCAAAUGUCGGAUUCGAAUGUAAAACGAGCGACAAACUGAGCCGUCGAGCUUUCCCACGUGGAUAUACAGAGUCGUUGGAGGAGCGCGUGCGCAGUCUGGAAGCGGAGGUCAAAGACCUCAAAGAUCUGCUGGAUGAGAAGGACGAGAAGAUUGAUGUUCUAUCGCGGAUUCACUCUUUCUCUUCAGCUGCGCAGCGGGCUGUCCCCGCACGGUCUCCGUCUAUGCCCGUGGUGACGAAAGCGCUGAUCUCGGAUGAAUCUGAAGGCAUCAUCCAUGUCGAACAAUACCACCACAUCGCUGAUUCAGGAAGGGACACCAGUCGUCUGAACGACGGCUUAUCGACUACUCGGGGAUUUGCUCAUGUCUUGAAUCAUGCACUUGUGGGACAAGGCAAGGCUCAGCCUACGCACACAGAUUUUCUGACCACACCAUUGCAGCCGCUUGCCCGUGGAUCCCCCGGGCAAGCUGUUGCAACCCCACCACGUCUGGUGUCGGAUCAACUUAUCAACAUAUUCUUCCAGGAAUGGGCACCUAUGUACCCAGUCGUUCAUCGACCUACUAUUCUCAAGGCCUACGGAGAAUACCUGAACGAUCUAGGCUCUUUCCAACAGAACGCCCGAUUGAUGGCUCAGCUAAAUUUGAUCUUUGGCAUUGCGGCCUUGUCGUCCCAGUCCCGAACACACCAAGAUCCGGCUUUUUUCGAGCAGAAUUGGACUCUCUGUCUCGAUGCAUUCAUUGAGGAGACUUCAAUUGAAGUACUGCAAUGCAUCAUUCUGGCGCAGAUUUAUUACAUGACAAAGCGCGAUUAUCGUGCCUUGCUCCGCUACCGUGCUCUGGCUGCAGACAAGUGCCACCAACUAGGGUUGUAUCACAACCCUGGCCAGUCGGAGUUCAAUCACCUGGAGGCCGAGACCCGGAAGAAGGUUUUCUGGUGUCAAUACACCAUGGAUCGCUUCUGUGCCGCGCUCACAGGCAUGCCUGUAAUCUUGCCCGAUUCCCUCAUUCAGACCGAACUUCCGGUGGACAUCGAUGAUGAGAAUGUCACGGAGUCAGGCUUCCUACCAACUCUUCCUGGCGAAUCGACCCGGAUCUCAAGCGCUCUUGCUCUCUUCAGUGCGUCCCGUAUUCUGAGCAAAGCCAUGGAGUACUUAUAUCCUUCAAAGACUCGCUUCGACAUCUAUGUGGCCCGGUUGCGUGCGAUCAGCGCGGAUCUUGACGAAUGGCUCCGUGGUCUCCCUCCUCAUCUGCGCCUCGAAUUUUGUCAGGACAAACCUAGUACAAACGUCACAGGAAGUCGGUCACCUCUUCUCUCUUUGGUCUUUUACUUUAUCCGGUCUUUGGUUCACCGGCCGGCCGUCUGCUUUGCUGAAGAGCACGUCCGAUCUCCGUCCAUCAUGGUCGUGGCUGAGUCAGCCAAACACAUUCUGCAAAUACUUGAUUUGCUUGACGAGCGCCGGCUUUGUCUGUCUGUCAGCAUCAACCGGGAAGAGCUGGUCUUUUUCUCGGGAUUGGGCCUUUUGUGGCAGACUAUGGGUCUCAAGCGGGACAGCAAGCUUGCAAAAGAUAGCCAGAAGUUGCUCACAACGGUCGUGGAUCGGCUACAAGCUGAAUCUUCGACGUCUGCCACCGAAUUCAAAGCGAUUGCUGGAUUCCAUCCGGCGCUCAAUCCGAGCCCAGCAAGUGACUCUGCGGCUGUCUGUAAAAAGUCCAAUGAGAUGAAGGCCCCGGCUCACAAGCCUUCAAAAUCUCCGAAGAAGCAGUUGCAGUCCCUCAAGGCGCGAAUCAGGCACAGUCUGAGUAAGGAUCAAUCUGCUUCUUCGAGCUCCCAGUCUCGUCGAAACACUGUCUCUGGCUCUACGCCUCCGCUUGACACCCACGCUAUACAAUCACCCAGUUGGACAAGCCUGCCCCCCACCCACCACCAGCAGCCCACGAAUACCGUUUACCCCUUGAGCCGACACUCCUCCCUGGACCUCGGAAACGAGACGCGGCGCCCUGCAUCACUUUCCAUAUAUGAUCAGCCUCACGUGGGAAUGACGUCUGUCGGAGCCGACCCAGCCACAGGAGCCAUCACGAUGGCUGACUGGGAGUACGUCUUGAGUGAUAUGGAUCACGGGCUUUCCAAUAUCUUCACCGGCAUCUACGGUGGAAGUGAGUGCGGUGAAGAUUCUGGUCCGUUCGCCUCCAUCACCGCCGAUUGCCAUCGCAAAUCUCACGACUCGACCCUUGCGAUGCCCGGCCCGUUGUCAAAUGAGCUGCAAGAAUUGUCCCCCGAGGCAUGGUCUGCGAGUAGCGGAGACUACUCUAUUCACAGUGAACUGCCUCAUCAUGGGUACUUGAGCUACUCUGGGGACCCUCUAGGUAGCAGUGAGGAAUUUUCGACGACGGGGAAUUUGUCCGUACGUCCGGACGAGCUCAACUUGCCCGAUUCAUUAGAAGGUCUCGCCGUGCCUUCCAAGGACGAUGUUGGUGAAUACCGUCUCGCCCAGAGCUGGGACCAACGACCCUCUGUGCAAUGA
Molecule: messenger RNA, 2649 nt
Organism: Penicillium diatomitis
Lineage: Eukaryota; Fungi; Ascomycota; Eurotiomycetes; Eurotiales; Aspergillaceae
Gene: facB
Product: C6 transcription factor FacB/Cat8
Exons: 3
Coding region: 1-2649 (882 amino acids)
Biological process (GO): regulation of DNA-templated transcription; DNA-templated transcription
Molecular function (GO): DNA binding; DNA-binding transcription factor activity, RNA polymerase II-specific; zinc ion binding
Source: RefSeq, a predicted model, not a curated record